AUGCUCGAAGAAUUAAUAAAACGGGUCGAGUCCGGUGAAAAGAAGAUAGAGGCGAAAGACAAGAAGGUGGAGAACAACAACUCGAGAGUCGAUCAGAUUCUGAGGGCUCCACCAGUGUUGAAGGGACCGGAUUCGAAAAUGUUUGUUCAAAUGUUGUUUCCGCCGAGUGCGGCACCGAUGAAAAUCCCCAAGAGAUUUCGCAUGCCCGAUAUCCCAAGGUACAAUGGGACAAUGGACCUAAAUGAGCAUGUGAAUGCGUAUACCUGUGCUAUUAAGAGCAAUGAUCUCACCGAUGAUGAAAGGGAAUCAGUGCUACUUAAGAAAUUUGGGGAGACUCUGUCAAAGCGGCCUAUGAUUUGGUAUCAUAACUUGCCCGAGCACUCGAUUGAUUCAUUUACCAUGCUCGCUGAUGCUUUCGUUAAGGCCCAUGUCGGGGCCAUCAAGGUCGAAACUCGAAAAUCGAACUUGUUCAACGUUAAGCAACGAGAUGACGAGACCCUUCGCGAGUUUGUGCCUCAAUUUCAAAUGGAGCACAUGGACUUACCUCCAGUUACUGAUGAUUGGGGCGUUCAGGCUUUCACCCAAGGGCUCAACUCGAGGAGCUCGAUCACAUCUAUGGAGCUAAAACAAAACCUGAUAGAAUACCCGGCGAUCGCCUGGGCUGAUGUACACAACAGGUAUCAGUCGAAGAUCAGGGUCGAAGAUGGUAAGAUUCUGAGGGUUGCUUCAGUAUCAUGGCAUUCCGGUAAAGGGAGUGAUCGCUCGAGGAAAGUGAUAGAUCGGUAUUCCAGAUCGUCAUACGAUAAGUACCAGCCUUACCCACUCGAUCGAAGGGGGAACGGGCGUAACAGCGAAUCGCGCAAGAAUGAUAGGAGAAACGAUCGAAGGAAUGAUCGACGCCAAAAUAGUCGUGGUUUGGUAAACAGAAAUGCUGUCGAUAGAGCUCCAGGAAAUAGAGAAAUUCCAAGGUUAUCCGAGUACAACGUUUGCGUCGAUGUAGCAACCAUAGCGGCGACAGUUAUCGGAAACAAAGAAACAAGACAUCUGAGGCUAAUCCAAUCUGACCCGGAGAAGCGGGAUAAAAGUCUUAUUUACUCCAAUAAGCAGGAUAGGCUGGAAGAGCCUCAGCAGGUGAUACACAUGAUUAUGGGAGGAACUGACGUUCCCAUUGGGUUGGAUAUAAAGCACGUAAAGAUUUCCAUAAUGAGGGAAAAGCGUAUCCGGAACGAUGACCCAGAUGGCCCCAUCACAUUCAAUGACAUGGAAGGCAUCGCCCAGCCGCAUAAUGACGCACUGGUAAUAUCUGUCCUUGUCAACAAGUUUAUAAUUAAACGUGUGCUGAUUGAUCCAGGUAGCUCCGCUAAUAUCAUCCUAUGGAGAGUCAUUGAACAACUGGGACUACUAGAUCAGAUUGUGCCGGCAAUACGAGUCCUCAACAGAUUCAACAUGUCAUGCGAAACAACAAAGGGUGAGAUCACUUUACCGAUCAGUAUGGCAGGAACUAAGCAAUAG
Messenger RNA from Lycium barbarum (goji berry), 1512 nucleotides. RefSeq lists its product as uncharacterized. The record is from RefSeq and is a predicted model, not a curated record. Bases 1 to 1512 code for a protein of 503 amino acids. Lineage: Eukaryota; Viridiplantae; Streptophyta; Magnoliopsida; Solanales; Solanaceae. The transcript has 2 exons.